AUGAAAGUUGAAUCUCCUGUAUCAUCCAGUUCAACACCAGCAUCAUCAACCUCAUUUAGUAUGGAUAAUUCUUCAUCAUUACCAGUGACAAAUACUCAACCAAUCCCAAAAAAAUCUCAACAAAUUAAAACUGAUAAACCAAGACCUCAUGUAUGUACAAUAUGUACCAGAGGGUUUGCCAGACUUGAACAUUUAAAACGUCAUGAAAGAUCUCAUACUAAUGAAAAACCGUUCCAAUGUGCUGCAUGUGGUAGAUGUUUUGCUAGACGUGAUUUAGUGUUAAGACAUCAACAAAAAUUACAUACUAGUUUACCAAAUAUAAUGAGAAGAGGGUCUUCAAAAGAUUUAGAUAAUAAUUCAACUAAUUCCAUCAAUACUCCCAGUAAUAAUAACAAUAAUAUUAAUGAACAUAUCAUAGUAUUACCCAAUAACACGUCUGCUAAUGCUCCCUUACCUACUAGUUCAACUUUAUUAACUCAUUUCACUAAUAAUCAUAAUCAUCAUAAUCAUCAUGAUCAUAGUCGGAAUAAUAGUAAUAGUAUGGAUAUUGAUAUGGAUGAUAAAGAUCAGUUAUUCUCCCCUCCUCCUAUUUUAAAUACAUCUUCAACUACAUCUAAUAAACCUCAAUUUAGAACUAUGUUAUUUAAUACUAGUAAUGGAAAUGGUAAUAGUAAUGGUAAUGGUAAUCAAUCUUUUAAUAGUAUUAGUAAUCAUGGUACUCCAAAUACUCAUUUAUCACUGUUACUGCCUCCUAAUAAUUCUUCAAAUAUAAUGAUUUCAUCUCCUAUGCCUUCAUCUCAUAAUAAUUCUCCGGCUCCUUCUAUAACUUUACCCAGUUCAAGACCUUUACGUCAUUCUCAAAGUAGAAAUAAUCUGCAAGUUCAACAACCAUCUCCUCAAUCCCAUGAAUCUCCCCAUAGAGUUUCUAUUGCAAUAAAUGAUAUCAUGCCUCAUCCUCACCCUCAUACAAUUACAAAUCAACCAUUAAGACAAAAUCCUCAAAUCUCAAACCUUGCAUCUAAUCAAUAUCGUCAUGUUUCAUUCUCAGCAGCUUCAAAUAUAUCAUAUACUAAUUUGAAAGAUGCUUUAAAUAUUCAACAACAAAAUAAUAGUAUAAGUGAAACAGCCGCUUCUCAAGUUGAAUUCGCCACUCCUCAAUUAACGUCUACUGAUGAUUUAACUUCCAAGAAUUUAAUGUUAAGUGGAUUGGAUUUAAGUAGUUAUAGUAUGUUAGAUUGGAAUAAUAUUGAAAAUUUGGAUCUUAGUGGUGCUAAUGGCGGUGAAGAUCAAUCAAACCUUACAGCAAAACAAAAAUCAAUUCGAAAUUUACAACAGUUCUUUUUAGAAAAUGUGAAUGGAAAUGUGAAUGGUAAUAAUAAUAAUGGUAAUAAUGGGAAUAAUUUUUCUGGUUCUCAUAAUCAAUUUUCAAAUCCUAAUCAUCCUCAUCAUUUGAAAGGAUCUACUCCAUUUGAAUUAGGUAUGAAUCCUCCUAAUGAUAUCAAUAGUUUAGCCAAUAUGGUAGAUAAACAACAACAACAAAGUUUAUUCAACCUUAAUGGGAAAUCAUUAGAUGAUAAGAAAUUAACCAUUAAAAAAAAGAAAAAUUCAAUAACAAAUCCUGUAUUACCUACAACUGCAAAUCAACCAAAAUUAAAGAAAAUAAAACGUGAAGAAUCAAAUAGUACAGAUAAAUCAAGUUCUGAAUCAAUCAAUACACCAGCUACGAAUUUCACUAAUAAUGGUAUGCCCAUAACGAUCAGUAGUAAUGAUGAUGAUUGGUUAAAGGAUAUCAUAAGUACUCCUUAUGAGGCUAAUAUGCAACAGAUUCUUUUUAAUAGUAAUAGUAAUUCACCUGAGUUAUCAUCAUUAUUCAGAUCAAGACAAAAUGAAAUGGUUAAUCAAUUAAGACCAAGUCAAAUAUUUGAAUUAUCAUUUGAUAAUAAUUUGAAAAGGGAUUAUAAUUUCAUUACUGAAACUUUAAGAACGAGAAUUAUCCUGAUUAGUAAAAUCCAAGCUAGUCAAUUUCCAACGUUAGAAGAAUUGAAUGAAUAUAUGAGAUUAUAUGAAUUGGAAUUUAAUAAGUAUUUCCCAUUCAUUCAUUUACCAUCAUUGAAAAACCCUCUUGUUGAUAAUUUCGAGAAUAUUCCUCUUUUAUUAUCAAUGGCAUCGAUUGGAGCUUUAUAUUCCUUCCAUGAUAAUAAUACUUUGAUGUUGUUUAAUUUAUCUAAGUUUCAUAUUCAAAGUUUUUUCGAAAAGGAGAUAACUUUGGAUAAUUUACAGUUUAAAAAGGUUCCACUCAUGGCUCAUCAAUGUUUAGUAUUACAUAUUUUCAUAUCGAUGUUUUUAAAUGAACCUAAUAUGAUUGAUAUUACAUCCAGACAAAUUAAAUCUAUGAUUGGUUUAAUUAAAUCCACCAAUUUUAAUGAACCAUUACAACAAUUUUUAAUUCCUCCAAGUUCUAUAUUGGAAAUUGUUACAAAGGAUGAUCCAAAUAGUGCUAUUAGUCUUUCUCCCAAGAAUCAACAAUUAUUACAGAAUAAUUUUGAUUAUUUCAUAAUGGCCCAAUCAAGAAUCAGAACCAUCCAUGUGUUUUAUUUAUUACAAGCAUUCAGAUCAAGUUUAAUUGGUUUACCGAUUUAUUUUAAUUCAAAGUUUUUGAAAAAUGGUAAUCAUUGUUAUAUUGAAGAAUUAUGGAGAUGUGAGACAAGUCAAUCUUGGUUAGAGGAAUUAAACAAAUCAUCAUACAAGGAUAAUAAUAAAAAUCCUGCUUCUCAACUGUUGGUGGAUUUAAGUAAUGGUGAAAGUUUAGAGAAUUUGCUUAAAUUAUUACAAGAUAAUUCGAUUAAUAAUAAAUCUUCAAAAUUAUCUUAUUUGAAUAGUUUAACUUUAUUGAUUUAUAUUCAUGAACAAGUUCAAUCUGAAAUUCUUAACAUUGGUAAGUCAUUCACUUAUAUUGAUUGGAAAUUAAACCAUAAAUUGAAAUUACAAAAACUUGUGAAUAAUUGGGAAUCAAAGUAUUUACAAAAUGAUGGAAUAUUAACCAUCAAUUCUUAUAAUAGGAAUCAAUUGAAUAUCAAGAAUGAAUUGAAAUUAAUCUUACCCUUAUAUUCAUUUUUGAAAAUCAAAUUAGAAAUCAAUUUAAAUCCAAUCAUGAAUGCUGUAUUAAAUAAAGAUUUCUUAACUAUGAAUAAUCAAUUGAAUUUAUUAAUUCUUCAAGAAGAGACUCAUGAAAAUAUUAAAAAUAGUUUACCUUAUUGUUUUAAUAUUAUUCAAAUAUGGGUUCAAAAUAUUGAAACCAUCAAUUAUGAUAUUAAACAAACUUCAUUAAGAACUCCUGUAUUCUUUGUGGCAUGUUUAUUUGUGGCUAUUUUGAUUAUCUCCAAUUAUUUAAACUAUUUAGAAUCGAAAAAGAUUUUGAAGAAUCAAAUAUUGACUGAUAAUGAUUUAGUUAACUGGUUAAAUUGUGAAUCAAAGAUGAUGAUUGUGGAAAAUGUCUUAUCACCUGUAUUAAAAUCGUCAUAUUCGGAAAUGUUAACCAAACAACAAGAUGGUAUAUUCAGUUCAAUCAAAGAUAAUAAACACGCAAAAUUAUCAAAAUUAAAUAAAGAAUUAACAGAAGAAAUUAAAGAUUUUAAUUUAUCCUGUAAAGUGUUAUAUUUGGGAAUUAGAAUCUUAGCAGAUGCACCAGUUUGGCCAGUUGCCAUGGGAUUUGCAGAAGCUUUAAAGAAUAGAGCUAGUUAUUUAUCAUUAAGAAAGAAUUCACCUCCUGGUAGUGGAUCAGGAUCAGUAUCUGCUUCAGGUACUCCACAAGUUGCAUCUAGUUCAAUCAAUUCCAAUGCUAAUACAUCUGGAGCAACAGCUAUAGCAAAAGCUACAGCAACUACGACUACCAAUGCGAAAAAGUCUAAAAAAUAA
Molecule: messenger RNA, 3915 nt
Organism: Scheffersomyces coipomensis
Lineage: Eukaryota; Fungi; Ascomycota; Pichiomycetes; Serinales; Debaryomycetaceae
Exons: 6
Coding region: 1-3915 (1304 amino acids)
Biological process (GO): regulation of transcription by RNA polymerase II
Cellular component (GO): chromatin
Molecular function (GO): RNA polymerase II cis-regulatory region sequence-specific DNA binding; DNA-binding transcription factor activity, RNA polymerase II-specific
Source: RefSeq, a predicted model, not a curated record